This is a messenger RNA of Ceratosolen solmsi marchali, 975 nucleotides long. RefSeq names its product retinal homeobox protein Rx2-like. Lineage: Eukaryota; Metazoa; Arthropoda; Insecta; Hymenoptera; Agaonidae. The transcript has 4 exons. The record is from RefSeq and is a predicted model, not a curated record. Bases 1 to 648 code for a protein of 215 amino acids. Gene Ontology annotation, biological process: positive regulation of transcription by RNA polymerase II. Gene Ontology annotation, molecular function: RNA polymerase II cis-regulatory region sequence-specific DNA binding; DNA-binding transcription factor activity, RNA polymerase II-specific.
AUGGAAAAAAUAGUCUGGCAUGCAAGGCCAUGGCUCAAGUCCUUCAUCGAGAGUCGAACAGGACGAGCAUCAAGGACGGGCACGAGGAAGAUUUUCUUCGAGGGCGGAAAUGUUGCUGGCGUUGGUGAGGAGGGGACGACAACGGAGCGGGUAUGGUUUCAAAAUCGAAGAGCUAAGUGGCGCAGGCAGGAAAAAAUGGAUGCUGCGAAACUUGGACUCAGCGAAUAUCGUCAUGCGGCCAGCAUGAGGAACGUGGCGAUCCCGGCCCUGGGCCUGCCCGGGGACCCCUGGCUCCACCCUACGGGGCUGCUCAACGCCUUGCCGGGAUUCUUGCCGGGGCCGCACGCGGGCUACGCGAGCUACUUGACGUCCCCCAGGCGAUUGCCCUCGCCGCCCACCGUCGCCGCCGUCGGCAACUCCCUCUCCGGCGCACUGAGCGGAGGCAUGGCGAGCAUAGCCAGUGGGGGUCACGGCGUCCAACCACCGGCGAGUCCCCCGGGCGUUCAGGAUCCGCGCACCUCGAGCAUCCAGGCCUUGCGGAUGCGCGCCAAGGAGCACGUCGAGAGCCUGAGCAAGGGCCUACAGCAAGUGGUGCGGGCGAGCUCGACGCAGCCCGGCCGCGACGAGACCUUUGUCUCGGUCUCGUGAACCCCGGAGCCCGGGUGCCGUCUUCUCGCCCUCGCGCGAGACCUCCUCGGCCUGCAAGCCCAGGCACCGACGGCCGACCGGCUCGAGUUCCCCUCGGGCCAGCUCUGUCUACAACGGGGGACGGCCUCUCUCUGCUGAUGACCGGCACCCAGAGAACACGACGUUGACUUUUGCCGACGCUGACGCAUCGCUUCGUCCGGUUUUUAAGUAUUUGUUGCCUACUCUUUCAAGAUUCCCGCCGCCGGGCUCGGGAGGCAGGCCCACCCCUUCGCCCCCAUGCUCACGAAUAUAGAAGCCGUCGAUAAGUAGAUGGGAUAGCCACGCUAU